Molecule: messenger RNA, 1950 nt
Organism: Exaiptasia diaphana
Lineage: Eukaryota; Metazoa; Cnidaria; Anthozoa; Actiniaria; Aiptasiidae
Product: endoplasmic reticulum lectin 1
Exons: 16
Coding region: 23-1435 (470 amino acids)
Biological process (GO): endoplasmic reticulum unfolded protein response; retrograde protein transport, ER to cytosol
Cellular component (GO): endoplasmic reticulum lumen
Source: RefSeq, a predicted model, not a curated record
UGGCGGACAAGAGAAGACGAAGAUGAGUUUUUUCCACGUUAUUUUGGCCCUUUUGGCUUUAAUUGUAGUUGUAGAUAGCUUCGAGCAGUUUAAUGAUAAUGUAUUAUUUGGUAUAACUUGGGCUGGGCCGAUUUCACUGAGAGAAGGACAAGUCACAGAGGAGGGAAAGGAUUACAUCAGCAACCACGAGUCUGUUUUUAUAACAACAMCAAACAAUGAAAAAUAUCAGUGUCUUCUUCCUUCUAAACAAGUACAAGAGAAGGUUUAUUCAGGAGAGUAUGGUUAUGGMCCUUCACCAGAACAACUUCUUGCGCCUUUAGCUGAUGAUGCCAGAUGCUCAUACAGGCUUGAAGCGUACUGGACAUACGAAUUAUGUCAUAAUAAGCAYGUUAGGCAGUUCCAUGAGGAAAGAACACAAAAGGGAACCAAACUUCAGGAGUUUUUCCUGGGGAAGGUAGACCAAGAAAASAGCAAAAAGGAAGACUCUGGACCUCAUCCCAUUCCAGAGCCACCAGUAUCUGAACAUGCUAAAGGAACUCCCAAAAAGCCCCCMACUAGAAAACUAGAAGGGCGUGAUAUGCCAUAUUACAAGGCGGUUAUGCAGGGUGGUACUCCAUGUGAUUUAUUGUCUGGUAGACCUAGAGAGGUUCAUAUUUUAUACUUUUGUCAUCCACACGGCAAUAAUGAGGUACUAUCUCUCAAGGAAGUUAGUACAUGUGUUUAUGAAAUGGAGGUUGUAACUCCUGUUUUAUGUGCCAGUGAAUUGUACAGGUUUCGUGAAGAUCCAGUCCAUGAGAUAAGCUGUCAUUCCUUGGAAUCAUCACCAGAACAGCCGCAGAGCUACAGUGACUUUAUUGAACAGCAGGACUUAGAAAAAUCAGGACAAAUGCAGACCAUGUUAUUUGAACAAGGACAACAGAAGAAACCAGUCACAGAUGAUCCCAAGCCUGAGAGUGAAAAGCCUCAACAACCACCUGAAAGACCAAGAAUACAAACUCCUCUUCCYGAUGACCAGCUGACUAAGGACUUUCUUAAUGGCGAUUACUGUUUACAAGGGGGAACAGGCUGGUGGAAGUAUGAAUUGUGUUUAGGCAAAAAAGUCUUACAAUUUCAYGUUGAUGAAGAUCAUGGUGGCCGUACAGAUAUUUUAUUAGGUCAAUGGAAUAAAGAGGAACAUAUCAAGUGGGUUGAAAGCAAAAAUAUGAAACCUAAUUACAACCAUGCUGUUCAUCUAUACACUGGUGGAGAUACAUGUGACAUCACURGUAAACCACGUCAAGUACAGGUUAGACUAAGAUGUAAAGAAUCAACCCACCUUCAAGAGGUAUCUAUUUAUUUAAUGGAGCCAGAAGUUUGUCAAUACAUUCUUGGAGUUGAGUCUCCGAUAAUYUGUCCUCUAAUUGMGAGAAUGGACAAAUAUGGACUCUUCAAUUGAUGGYGACUGCGUGCUUUUUCACCAAAUUUUUUACUUACGAUCAUUAUUCAAGUAAAAUAGUUUGACAUUUUUAAUAUUAAAUUGGAGCAGUUGUGAUUUAAAGAUAAAUUAUACAAUUUAAAAAGAUAGAAAGAGCAAGAACUAACGUCCMGAACUUUAAAAAACUUUGCUUCAUUUCACUAUAAAAUCCGUUUUUCAUGACGCUUAGAACGCCUCGAAAUUGAGGAAAAUCKUUCCAGUCCAAGAUUGAUUCUACMAAAUGUGAAGGAGUYUGAUAUCUUUUUAAGUUAUAUAUUUAUAAUUUCUCACAACUGUUAAGGGAAUAUUUUGUAUAAUGCAUUUCUCCGUAGAUAUAUUUAUAACAACUUCAGCAAGCGUUCCUAGUGAAACUCUGACAGAAAAAUGUAAGAAAAUCAUUCAAUCUCAUCUUCCGAUUGCCCUUCGCUAGGAACUUGUGCUGUACAAUGAUGUAGUUAUUGAUAUAAAAAUAAAAAAUAGAAAACGAAGACUCCAAA